AUGGAUCCGCUCCAGGUUCCGCUUAUUUCUAAGUAUGAGUGGGAAUACAAAAAUGACAUAAACCAGAGUAUGCGUGUGCCUGAUAAGCUCUCUGUCGCAUCUUCUUUUCCUGAUCUUGUCUCUAAGACCAUUCAGCAAAAAGAUAUUCAGUACCCUGAUAGCAGUGUAGCAGUUCCAGAACACCCUGAAAGCACACCUGGGUAUAGCCCUGAUUUGCUGACCAAUGACGAUUUUCGGCGCCGGCGACGCUCAAGUGUGACUGCUACAACGGUUGAAGCGAGCGCUUCCGCCUCAGCUAAGGUACAUGUUCAGGGAAGUCGCUCGUCAAGCAAUCUGGAUGGACGAAUGCGGACAAUUGAGACCAGAUUAAGCCAUCUGGAAGCCCAUGUUAGCCGCCUCUCCUCUCGCCUUCGCGCCUUAGAGCAGCAUCAUGCGGUCUUAGGUGGCCUUAUUACCAUUUACGUCGGCCUCAAGGUUGUUCGCCUCCUCAUAUCUUCCAUAUUUAAUAAAAUGCCAUUCCUGGUAACGCGAUUGCCAACAGCACCAACUUCGGAGGAUGUCAUGAAAAGCGACAAAUUUCGAAAAAAGGUGAAAAUACUCUCCAUCAUUCUGACCAUCCUGACCGUGUUUAUCCUGGCUAUCGGAAUCUACCUCGUUGCUGAUGUUGGCCGAUCCAAUGCUGGUCUCGAAAUACUCGGUUGCGUUAUGAUCGUGUUGGGCCUCGGGCUUCUAGCCUCGUUAGUCUUCUCGGCAAGUCUGUUCCUUCGUCUGGUGUCGUCUUUUUCUGAAACUAAGAUCUACCGACCGAAAUCAGCUGAUGCACUUCAACUGAAACCCUACCCGCGUCAGACGGAUGUGCGGCUGCGUCAGCGACGUGUUUGGCGUACUGACACGGAAGCGGCAUUACCGGGUCCGUUAGACCGUGGAAGAGCGGAAGAACGGAGUACUGUCAUUUCAGAUUCCGCAGAGCGCAUAAUCGAGCCUCGACCGGCACCCAGCGCGCCCCAACUAGAGGAAAUGGCGGUCGUGCCGCCGAACGUGAUGCCUCCCCUACCACCUGAUGCCGCAAGGCCACCGAGCUAUGCGCCUCCUCCCUACGACGACCUUCAGUGA
Mesocestoides corti is the source of this 1113-nucleotide messenger RNA. The record is from the annotation of a GenBank genome assembly. NCBI's taxonomy places the organism in Eukaryota, Metazoa, Platyhelminthes, Cestoda, Cyclophyllidea, Mesocestoididae.